UUGAAAGAAUACAUUGUUGAGGUGGAUUCUGAUAGCUGCAAAAAGGAAAAAAGAAAGAAAACCCUUGACAUAAUUACACUAGUGCAUUUGCUUAUAUAAGCUCGUAUCUCCUCCUAGCUCACUCUGAUGCAGAAAGGAAAAGAGAGAAACAGUUUAUGGAGUCCUCCUUGCCUCAACUGUUCAACAACGCAAAGCCAUUUUUGGCUGUGAUUUUGGUGCAGUUUGGUUAUGCGGCGAUGUCCAUAAUCGCAAAAUUUGCUCUGAAUCAGGGGAUGAGCCCACAUGUAUUGGUAGUUUACAGGAUGGCAGUUGCCUCUGCUCUCAUUGCCCCAUUUGCCAUUGUUUUAGAAAGGAAAUCAAGGCCAAAGAUGACACUCACUAUCUUUGCCAAGAUAAUGUUGAUCAGUUUAUUAGAGCCGGUGCUUGAUCAUAACUUGUACUACACCGGGUUGAAGUAUACUACUGCGACGUUUACAACUGCUAUGUGCAAUUUGCUUCCUACCUUCACCUUCGCAAUGGCUUGCAUCUUCAAGCUAGAGAGGGUGGAGAUCAGGAGGGUUCAUAGCCAGGCAAAGGUAGUCGGGACGAUGGUGACAGUCGGAGGAGCAAUGGUGAUGACUCUGAUCAAGGGGCCUGUUCUAGAAUUGCCAUGGACAAAGGGCAGGAACCACCUUGAUCAAUCUGGUGCAAGCGGAGGUCACGAGCAUGAUUUGAUGAAGGGUACUCUCAUGCUCAUGGCAGGUUGUUGCUGCUGGUCUUGUUUCAUCAUUUCGCAAGCAGUGAUCCUAAAGUCAUACCCGGCUAAGCUCUCCCUCGCGGCUCUGAUAUGCACCAUGGGCACGGUGGAAGGCACCAUUCUGGCAUUUGCAGUGGAAUGGCGCAACACUUCAGUCUGGCUCUUUCACUUGGAUUCCAAAUUCAUAGCUGCUCUCUACGGUGGAAUGAUCUCUGCUUUCGCUGUAACUACACUGGGAUCAGUAAUGAAGAAAAGGGGUCCUGUUUUUGUGAGUGCUUUUAAUCCUUUAAGCUUGGUCAUUGUCGCAAUUCUAGGCUCCUUUCUCCUGGCUGAGGAAAUAUGUCUAGGAAGGGUGAUUGGAAGCAUUAUUAUUGUUAUUGGCUUAUAUCUAGUUUUGUGGGGUAAGAGCAAGGACGAACCUCAGUCUAAACCAGACAGCACGUUAGUACGAGCUGAUCAGCAGAUGGCAACGAUUAAUGACGAGAUCCAGAGUUCAUCACCGUGGAUGCGGACAGAGGGACACCCCUAGAAGAAUCUAAUUGAAAACAUAUUGGAAGUUUGAGAUUUCAGUAUGCCUGUG
Molecule: messenger RNA, 1316 nt
Organism: Theobroma cacao (cacao)
Lineage: Eukaryota; Viridiplantae; Streptophyta; Magnoliopsida; Malvales; Malvaceae
Product: WAT1-related protein At2g39510-like
Cellular component (GO): membrane
Molecular function (GO): transmembrane transporter activity
Source: RefSeq, a predicted model, not a curated record